GGUCCUCCCACUCAACCGCAGAGGCAGCAAAGAGAAGCCAUAGCACAGCUGCACAGGAGAGGACGAGCCCAGGCGCCAAGAAAGCACCGCCCGUCCCGGUCUGUCGGUAUGGUGGCGGCGAUCGCGGUGGCGUCGGCGGGGCUCGGGAUGCUGGCGGGCGUGGCCAUGGCCAACAGGUCGUUGUCGUCGUCGUCGUCCGACGGCGCCGCGCAGUGGAGGCCCGGGGGCCCGGCGCUGCGCUGGGGCGGCGGAGGCGCCCCGCGCUGCGAGGCGUGCGGCGGGUCGGGCAAGGAGGAGUGCCGCCUGUGCGCGCGCUGGUCCGACGCCGGGGCCCGGGGAAAGAAGCAGAGCCGCUCCGGGUGCGGGGCGUGCGCGGGCACGCGCCGCACGCCGUGCCGGUGCUGCGGCGGGUCCGGCACCGGCCGCCGCGCCCCCGUGCGGAUCGCCACGUCCGCGCGCGCCGCGCUGACCGCCCGGACUGCCAGAUGACCACCGGACCGUCCGUCCGUCCGUCCGACGCGCCGACGCCGUGUCUCACUUCGCCUCUCCUCGACCGGGGCUCUCCCGGGUCAUGGACGAAGGCGGCUCUGUCUGCGGCGGGCGACAAGCUGGCUCAGCGGAUUCACGGGCGCGGAGCUGUUCGUUGCUGCUUCUUUUUUGGAUGGACAAAAA
Molecule: messenger RNA, 672 nt
Organism: Zea mays
Lineage: Eukaryota; Viridiplantae; Streptophyta; Magnoliopsida; Poales; Poaceae
Product: drought-induced protein 1
Exons: 1
Coding region: 109-489 (126 amino acids)
Source: RefSeq, marked provisional